Molecule: messenger RNA, 1525 nt
Organism: Grus americana (Whooping crane)
Lineage: Eukaryota; Metazoa; Chordata; Aves; Gruiformes; Gruidae
Gene: C8H1orf21
Product: chromosome 8 C1orf21 homolog
Exons: 6
Coding region: 429-794 (121 amino acids)
Source: RefSeq, a predicted model, not a curated record
GAAGGGCGGGCGGUGCGCGGGGGCUCCUCCUCCGCGGCCUCUCCCCGCCGUGACGGCCGGGCGCGCCCCCCGCUCCGCACCGCCCCUUCCCCGCCUCGGCCCGCCCCGACUCCCCAGAGAGGCCGCUCCGCGCCCGGCUGCCGCCGCCGUUGCUGCUGCUGCUGCCGCCGCCGCCGCUGCCGUGCUCGCACAGUUAGUUGGAGCCGCCUGGUCCCCCGCGCUUUCCCGUCCUCUCCAGCCCGGGCCCGAGCCGCGCCCGGCGCCUGCCGGCGGCUCUCCGCGGCGGGGGUGCCGCUCCGAGGCGGCGGCUGCUGAGGUAAAAGUGUCUUGAUGACCACGCGGGAAGGUGGAUUAUUUUUCAAACAAUGAGCGUGCGUCUCUAGACAUGAUUUGUGGUUCGGUCCAGCUGGAGCUGUCUGAAUGAAGCUAUGGGCUGUGCCUCCGCCAAGCAUGUUUCUACUGUUCAAAACGAAGAGGAAACUCAGAAGGGGAAAAACUACCAGAACGGAGAUGUGUUUGGUGAUGAGUAUAGGAUCAAACCAGUGGAAGAGGUCAAAUACAUGAAAAAUGGGGGAGAAGAUGAUCAGAAAAUAGCAGCCAGGAACCAAGAAAACUUGGAAAAAAGUGCCAGUUCAAACGUAAGACUUAAAUCUAAUAAAGAGAUCCCAGGAUUAGUACACCAACCCAGAGCAAACAUGCACAUCUCUGAAAGCCAACAAGAAUUCUUCAGAAUGCUUGAUGAAAAAAUUGAAAAGGGUCGGGAUUAUUGUUCAGAAGAGGAGGACGUCACAUAGUGCCAAUUCUGCCACUCGCCCCAGGAGUUACUACUGUGUAAAUAGGUUACAACCCAGUCGAGACCUUUUGGAAGUCUUCUAGAGCGAACAGCACUACAUACCAGAAGAAGAUCAUGUCCACAUUAUAUGCUCCAUUCAGUUACAGUGUUUCUUAACGAACAGAUGAGGAAUAUCGCUAAGAACUCAUAAGGAACUGUUUUUGUUGCUGCUAGUUAAAACUUGUUGCAACUUCUCACUUUUUUUCUGUGUCCAGAUACGCAGCAAAUCCUUAAAGUUUAAUCCAAAAGACGUUGUUGAUUUUAUUGAGGCUUCUGGCCUGUUUUCUAUCAGAUGAGGUAGUGUUAUACAAAGCUUCCAUAAGUGACCAUUCAAGCAUCUAAGAAACACCCUUAAGCUGUCUGUCAGUCCGCGUUGGGGCCGGAGUGCUUAUUAAUGCUGGUGAUUUCACGCUUUGGAGACGGGAUGUUUUUGCCAUGGCAAGCCUUGUUUCUCUGCUGAGAAGAAGCUGAGAAACUAUUAUCCAUUAAAAGCAUGUUAUCACUGAAAUACUGGAAGUGAUGCAGGAGCAGGAAUUUGUAUUUUAAAGAGGAAAAAGAGUUUCAUUUAAUAGGUAUCUUAAUCGAGGACUAAGCUUGCAGUAUUGGCUUUGCUGAGCACGAAUGGGAGUGUGAUCACAAUCAUUUUGAAUCUCUUUUUUUCUAAGAAAAUAAACAUUUUACUGUUUUUAUGUA